AUAACAUCGUUACAUACACAUUUAUGUCAGAAUUUUCAGGGAUUAUUGCGGCAUUGCGCUAUUACUGUUUAAAGAAAUUUCAAGAUGCACGACACGAUAAUACGGCUGGCGGAUGUGUGGAAAACAUGCAACAAGAUCCGCGCGGCCGUGUUCCGCGUGGGCCUCGACCUGUGGCAGUGGUACCGGCCUCUCGACCCUGAAAGGAACACCCUCAUCUCUGAGUCCAAGUUCGUGUCAGUGUUGGCGGGCCCGCUACGAUCGGUAGUAGGUCUGUCCGACGCAGAGAUCGCCCAACUCGCCGAUUACUUCCGCGCCCAGGACGGCCGCAUACUCUACGACCAACUCUGUCAGGUCAUACACGGGGAAGAUCUGGGACGAGAAAAAACAUCAUCUGAUUGUCUGCUGGAGACAUGUCCCCCGCCCCCUGAGCCCGAGUGCCACAAACUGGAUCAAUGGCAGAUGCGUCGCCUUUGUUGCUUGCUAGCAACCAUAGCACAGCGCGAGAUUCCACUUAAACCGUACUUCCAGGACUACGAACUGGUUGCUAAGAACGAUGGGCGAAUAACAUUCGCACAUUUUGCACGUGUCCUGGACUUCAUCGGCAUAAUAGUUUCGCCUGAGGACUUCAACCUUCUUGUAAGACGAUUCAUUAAGGAUUCGUAUACUAUCGACUACGUUGAGUUUCUGAAAGCACUCGAAGCUGUCAAAAAAGAAGGCAUUCGAGGACUUGGGCCGGCGUUCAAUCAUCCCAAAGCGGUUAUCGACACUACAUUGCCCAAGCUCUCGCGACCAGAAAUCGAAGCUGGAUUGUCUCCAUCUGUCCUCGGUAGUUCCGAAAUAUUUCAUCCAGCUCUUGAACCAUCGAAACCUUCUCGGCAACUUGUCGAUGUAAUGAUGACCGUUCAACAGUUUGUGUUGCAACGUCGGAUCAGAGUCUCUGAAUUUUUUAGGGAUUACGACCCACUACACAGCGGCCGAGUGUCCCCGCAGCAGUUUCGCCGCGCACUGGACGCCAUGGGGCUGGCGGCCGUGGUGUCGGAUCGCGAGGCGCACCUCAUUGCGUGCCAUUACACGCACGGGGACCUUGUCUGUUGGCGCACUUUCGAGGAUGACUGCGACCAAGUAUUCACGAUAAAAGAGUUAGAGAAGCACCCCACGGUGUCGGUGUUGGAGUCGACGGCAGAAGCGCGCGCGGCGGCGGCGGUUCGUGACAUGGACGCGCCGGAGCUGGCGCAGACAGGACUGCUGCGACUGCGAGCCGCUUGUAAGGAACGCGCCAUUGACCUGAGACCUAUGUUCGGAGAGCACGACGAGCACAACAACGGGCACGUGUCUCGUGCGCAGCUCCGUCGCGUGCUGGCGCGAGCGGCCGUGCUCACGGCGCCGGAACAGCUUGGCGCGCUCGAACAGCGCUACCUCGACGAUUGCGGGUUCAAUUACUUCGCGCUGCUAGACGAGUUGGAAGAGAAACCAGUGGAGAGUUCGACGGUGGCGCGCGCGAUGCCGGUACGAACGGAGGUGGCGCAUGGGCCCGACCCGCGACUCACGGACAUCGUGCAAAUCCUCGCUAAGAUAAAGGGAAAGGUGUCGCGCGAAGGCGUGCGGCCGCGCGAGUUCCUGCAGCAGUUCGACGCGCGACGCGAGCGCGUGGUGCCGCGCGCCGACUUCUACCGCGGCCUCGCCGGCGCCGGCCUCGCACUCGCGCCCGCCGAGGUGGAGACCCUCAUGGACGUGUUCAGCGCACCAGGCCGACGGCGCUACGUGGAGUACGAGCGGUUCUGCGAGACGGUGGGCGAGGCGCUGGCGGCGAGCGGGCUGGAGCGCGCGCCGCUGUUAACGCCCACGCCGCACGCGCCGCCAGAAGCGCCGCUUUGCCAUCUCGACUACGAGCAGCGCGCUCUCGUCGCCGGCGCGCUCACUAAGCUUGCCAAGUUUCCCGAUCAGCUUUCUAAUAUACUCGAGGUUUUCAAGGACGCGGACCCGCAGCGCUGCGGCUCGCUGCCGCGCUCGGCUCUCGAGCGGGCGCUGUCGCGGCGCGGACUGCUGGAGCGCCUGUCGGCUCGGGAGCGGGACGUUAUCUACAAGUGCUUCGGCUACCGUCGGGGUUGUACGGAUGAGGUUAACUACAGAGACCUGUGCAACGCUCUUAAUGUCCUGCACGCUACGUCCAGUGCACAGCCAUGCUGAACUACAGUUGAAUACUAAUUAUUUGACGUCAAAAUUAUAGCUGAGCAAGAUCUAAUGAUUUUGAUUUCUU
Molecule: messenger RNA, 2257 nt
Organism: Nymphalis io (European peacock)
Lineage: Eukaryota; Metazoa; Arthropoda; Insecta; Lepidoptera; Nymphalidae
Exons: 14
Coding region: 85-2187 (700 amino acids)
Molecular function (GO): calcium ion binding
Source: RefSeq, a predicted model, not a curated record